Messenger RNA from Siniperca chuatsi (mandarin fish), 1873 nucleotides. It is a transcript of the gene prpf4, whose product is annotated as PRP4 pre-mRNA processing factor 4 homolog (yeast). Gene Ontology annotation, biological process: mRNA splicing, via spliceosome. The transcript has 15 exons. Gene Ontology annotation, molecular function: U6 snRNA binding; protein binding; U4 snRNA binding. Bases 203 to 1732 code for a protein of 509 amino acids. Lineage: Eukaryota; Metazoa; Chordata; Actinopteri; Centrarchiformes; Sinipercidae. The record is from RefSeq and is a predicted model, not a curated record. Gene Ontology annotation, cellular component: U4/U6 x U5 tri-snRNP complex.
CGGGUUCUCUCCUCUAAUGUUUGUUUGUUGCCGCUCUGUCUACCGGAAAAACAACCUUUGACCCGGAAGCUCAUAACGUGUUUACAUCCGGGUCACGCUGCUCAGAGACGCCGCCACUGCGUUUCUCUUCGCAUUUUUCCCAGCAGCCUCUAGGGGGCAGCAGCAGCAGUAGAAGAAGAAGAAGAAGAAGAACUGAAUCAAAAUGUCAGACGAGGAGGAUGCCCCUCCGGCCGUGAAGAAGAGUCGUGUUUUCUAUGGAAGUCUGGAGGAAAAAGAGCGCGAGCGUCUGAGUUCAGAGGCAGCGAACAGUGCGACAGGAAAUGAUGCGGUGAAGGCGGGGAUCGAGGCGGGAAACAUCAACAUCUCAUCAGGAGAGACUCUGGAGCUGGAGGAGCGGGUCAGCGAGAGGCAGCAGGAAGCACUCGCUGCGUUCGAGCGGCGGCGACGAGCGCGACAGAUCACCGUCUCCACCGACGACGCUGAGGUGAAGGCUGGCCUCAGAGCGCUUGGCGAGCCAAUCACGUUGUUUGGAGAGGGACCAGCUGACCGCCGGGAGAGACUGCGCAGCGUUCUGUCUGUCGUCGGUCCGGAUGCUUUGAAGAAGUCCAGGAGAGACGAAGAGAGAGCCAAGAGAUCACAGGACGAGUGCCAGCAGACAUGGUACCAUGAAGGCUCCGCCUCCCUGAAGGACGCUCGGCUCUGGUUGGCCAAAUACUCUCUGCCACGGGCGAUGAGGCGUCUGGAGGCUGCACGCGCUCAGAGGGAUGUUGCCGAGGCAACCAGGACGAUCCGGCAACAGGAGCUGCACAAGAGCCUGAGGAAUCUCAACAACUUCUGCAGUCAGAUCGGUGAUGAUCGACCAAUCAGCUUCUGCCACUUCAGCCCCGACUCCAAAAUGCUGGCCACCGGCUCCUGGAGUGGUCUGUGUAAGCUGUGGUCCGUCCCAGACUGCAACCUGAUUCGUACACUCAGAGGACACAACACCAAUGUGGGCGCGGUCGUCUUCCGCCCACAGGCCGGAGUCUCUCUCGACCAAUCAGAUGUCAGCUUGGCCUCGUGUGCUGCAGACGGGUCUGUGAAGCUGUGGAACCUCGAGAGCGACGAGCCGGUGGCGGACAUCGAGGGUCACAGCGAGCGAGUGUCUCGAGUGUGCUGGCAUCCUUCUGGGAGGUUUCUGGGAACGACCAGUUACGAUAACUCGUGGCGUCUCUGGGACCUGGAGGUCCGGGAGGAAAUCCUCCAUCAGGAAGGCCACAGUAAAGGAGUCCACGACCUCCACUUUCACCCUGAUGGAUCGCUGGCUGCGACUGGAGGGCUGGAUGCGUUCGGCAGGGUGUGGGACCUUCGAACGGGACGGUGCGUUGUUUUCCUGGAGGGACACCUGAAGGAGAUCUACAGCCUGCACUUCUCCCCCAACGGGUAUCACCUGGCAACAGGAAGUGGUGAUAACACCUGUAAGGUUUGGGAGCUGAGAAACAGGAAGUGUCUGUACACAGUCCCCGCCCACCAGAACCUGCUGUCUGCUGUCCGCUUCCAACCCACAGACGGUCACUUCCUGUUGACGGGAGCAUACGACAACACAGCGAAGGUUUGGAGUCACCCGGGCUGGACGCCACUGAAGACACUCGCCGGACACGAGGGGAAGGUGAUGUCCGUCGACGUGUCACCUGACGGGAAACUGAUCGCCACCAGCUCCUACGACCGAACCUUCAAACUCUGGCUGUCUGAGUGAUGUCAUGAUGAUGUCAGGAGUGAUGUCAUAGCAGCAACAGAACUUUUUUUUUUUUUUACUAUAAAGUUUUUUUUUCUGAAAAAUGCAACAAAAAAACCCUCAUGUUUCAGUGUUUUUUAAAAUAAAAGUUUCUCUUUCUAA